AUGACUGCGCAGCCCACUGGCAAAACAUUUGCAGAGGAAAACGGAAGCCAGACACUCUCGCAUGAACCGAUCCACCAAAACCAGAAGUGUGAGCAUGCUGAGUCACUUCAGAAUCCACUUGAGCGUCUUGGUCACCCGCCUCCCGAUGAGAAAGCAGUAGACGGAAAACGAAAGGAAACUGACCACCCUCCAACGCACCUAUGGAACAAGCGACUUCGAUCUGACAGCUCCGUCAAAUAUUGGAUACGACAUAAUUAUCGGUGGCCCAAGCAGUCAUUGGAAUGCAACUUGAUCAGCGAUCCACAACGGGCCAAAUACAAAGAUCGAAGUUUUGAUCGGAGCAGCAGUGUGCACUGGGGGGCCCACAAGGGACGGUAG
Molecule: messenger RNA, 378 nt
Organism: Paracoccidioides lutzii Pb01
Exons: 2
Coding region: 1-378 (125 amino acids)
Source: RefSeq, a predicted model, not a curated record